UCAGUGACAGCGACGAGGCAAACAUGGUACAUGGGAAACAGCCUGGGUGGAACAGGGCUGCCCCUUGCUAAUGACGUUACGGAGAGGCCGUCGCGCAGCUGUGACGUCAUUACGAAAGGGGCCCAUCCGCAUAGCGUCGCAGGUCGAUUGGCGCUGCUCUUCGAUUCCCAGGGAAAAAGAAAAGAUGGCCGCUGUUAGCCAGCCGAGGGCAGGCGAGGAACCCGAGGAGGAAGAAGAGGAGGAGGAAGCCACCGAGGAGGAGGAAGACUGUACGUUCUUACCGCUGGUGCACGACAUUAUCAAAUGCAUGGACAAGGACAGCCAAGAUGUGUACCAGGAGCUGAACGAUCUCAAGAACAAGUUCCAGUCGAUGAGGAAGCAGAUCAACAACAUGGCGGGCAUCGACCUGACCCCGGAGCAGCAGCAGCAGCACCUCCAGAGCCUGAGGGCGCAGGUCCAGACCAAGAACGAGCUCCUGCAGAAAUACAAAAGCCUCUGCAUGUUCGAGAUCCCGAAAGAUUAAACCGUCGCCUGGAUCGGAAGGGCGGGGGAGCUGCAGACUGUGGGGUCCCAUAUAGCGGUGCGGGCCGGACUAUAGGGCAGCGCCCCGGCCUGUAUGUACAGGUGAUGGCGCGGCCAGCGCAACCACGUCUUUGGUGCGCCAAAGACGUUACGGACACAUGGACGCUCUUGGAUGGGUGCAGAUUUGGACACGUUCCCUAUGUAAUUUAUGGAAAUGCAUGACACUGUUUCUUUAAAAUUGUUCUUCAGGUCUGACAACACGUGAUUCGGUGAUCU
This is a messenger RNA of Bufo bufo (common toad), 798 nucleotides long. It is a transcript of the gene MED9, whose product is annotated as mediator complex subunit 9. The coding region runs from base 71 to 523 and encodes 150 amino acids. The transcript has 2 exons. Gene Ontology annotation, biological process: regulation of transcription by RNA polymerase II. Gene Ontology annotation, cellular component: mediator complex. Lineage: Eukaryota; Metazoa; Chordata; Amphibia; Anura; Bufonidae. Gene Ontology annotation, molecular function: transcription coregulator activity. The record is from RefSeq and is a predicted model, not a curated record.